GGACCAGGUUUGCCAAUGAUCCCGCCUUUGUAUCAACAGGCAGGAUGGCUUGCACCUACAAUUGUCAUUAUCGCCGUUGCAUUUCUCUCGGGAGUAGCUUCACUCUUCAUAUGUGAAGUUCUUGCCAGUAUUCGAGGAAACGAGAAAUUUCAGGCACAAGUCGAAAUCACUACCGUGGCACAACUUUUACUGGGCAAGAAAUAUCAUUAUUUUUUCCAAGUUAUCUUAUACAUAGCGCUUCAAGCCGUCAAUAUCGCAUCUAUUGUCAUAUCAUCACAAACGAUGGAUAACCUCAUCAUCACUCUAUUCAAGGGCACAUGCGGUCUCAAUAUCUAUCCAGGAGGAUGGAUUUGCGUUGAUCAAGGCACUUCACAGAGCGGCUCUCCAUUCAGUGAGAGUGAUUAUUUUAUCUUUACAAUGGGAUAUCUCCUCACGAUGGUUAUGGUGAUGCCUCUCGGAUUCUUUGACUUGGUCGACAAUAUGGGCGUCAUGAUUGCUUCGCUAAUCACGAUGGCAGUUGUUACAAUCCAAUGGGUCGUUGCUUUCUGCCAAGAAGGGUUAAAGACGGAAUUAAUGCCAGCGACAGGACCAAGCGCCGGUAUGGUGUUGGGUAUUAUAAUUUUUAACUUUAGUUAUGUGACUACAGUGCCGACAUGGGUGAACAGUAUCAAUCCCGACGUAUCAAUUCACAAAUGCAUUACUUGGUCCAUCAUCAUUACUACCGCCAUUUAUAUUGUUCUGGGCGUCUUUGGCGGUAUGGCAUAUCCAAUGUCAGUCUCCGACAAUAUCCUCACCCUUCUCAGUAAUGAAAGUACAGUGGCGUCUAAAGUCACUACGUACCUUUUCCCGAUCUGUGCUUUGGUUACUUCGAUCCCUGUGUAUGUGAUUGUCAUUCGAUGCAACUUGUUGCGUGGCGGUCUGUGCGGUAGACGCUGGGCCGUUUUUUGGUCCAAUCUUCUUCCAUGGAUUAUCUCAAUCCCUUUGAUGAACAAGAAUUGGAUGAAUGCCAUACAAAAUUGGAUCAGCCUCUUUUUCCAAUCGAGCACCAACUAUAUUCUGCCAUUUGUACUCUACUUUGUCUCACGCAAAUUCCAAGCGAGUGUC
This is a messenger RNA of Zychaea mexicana, 1104 nucleotides long. RefSeq lists its product as uncharacterized. NCBI's taxonomy places the organism in Eukaryota, Fungi, Mucoromycota, Mucoromycetes, Mucorales, Lichtheimiaceae. The record is from RefSeq and is a predicted model, not a curated record. The transcript has 8 exons. The annotation marks the transcript as partial.